GCUUUUCGUCCCUUACUCGACAGCAAGCAUGGCCAUCGUCGAUGACACCAGCAUGGAGCGCUUCGCCAUAGAGGAUGAGAAGCCUGCGGUAGAUGCGAUGGUCGAGACCGUCGACGGCAGCUCGCACACCGAACGACCCGAGGAGGCCCUCCAACCACCGCCGAUGAAGCUCACCCCCGAAGAAGAACGGAAGCUGUACCGCAAGAUCGAUCUUCGACUCAUUCCAAUAAUGUGGUUGAUGUAUUUGGGAUCCCAGGUCGAUCGAAGCAACAUCGGGAAUGCGAAGCUGCAAGGGCUAUUGACCCAGUUGCACCUAACUGGCCAUCGGUACAACAUCACACUUAUGAUGUUCUUCAUCCCAUACUGUCUCUUUGAGUUUCCAUCAAACCUAGUCUUGAAGAAGUUCAGGCCCUCAAGGUGGUUACCAGGAAUAACCGUCGCUUGGGGAACCAUAACCGCAUUGAUGGGAUUAGCCAAGACAUAUCCCCAGUUAGUGGGCAUCCGUACAUGUCUUGGAGUUGCCGAGGCAGGGUUCUUUCCUGGGGUCGCAUACUACAUGUCCAUAUGGUACCCGCGACACAUGUUACAAUAUCGCCUCGGACUCUUCUAUAGUGCGGCAACUGUGGCCGGCGGCUUCUCUGGCUUGCUCGCCUUCGCGAUCAGCUUCAUGAGCGGAACACACGGACUUCUGGGGUGGUCAUGGAUAUUCAUUCUUGAAGGUUCCGCCACUGUAGGCAUCGGGAUCUUGGCCUUCUUGGUAAUGGUCGACUUUCCCGAGUCGGCUACGUUCCUGACGGAAAAGGAGAGGGCUUACGUUCUAUGGAAGAAAAGAUAUGACAACUCCGCAAUCGGGGAGGAAGAACACUUUGAGCCACGCCACGUCGUUGCCGCUCUGUGUGAUUGGCAAGUGUGGGCGCAUAUAAUCGUGUACAUGUGUGUUAUUGUACCAGUGUUCGGCAUCACAUUGUUCCUACCCUCUAUCAUAAAUGGGUUUGGAUUCAGCACGACUGUCAGUCAGUUGUUGACGGUUCCGCCGUACGCCCUAGGAACUCUGACAAUCAUCUCUUGCUCCUACUACUCUGACAAGCUGAAGCAACGCUCCCCGUUCAUCCUCGCCGGCUUGGUCAUGUGCCUCAUCGGUUUUUCUAUUAACAUCGCGCCUGUCCAUGUAGGCGUCAAGUACUUCGGGACCUUUUUCAUCGUCGCAGGGGGAUAUGGGACAGUUGCCGGAGUUGUAGCAUGGUUUGUAGCCUCCCUGCCAUCCGACACAUCGAUCGUUAAUCAGAAGCGCAGGUUAGGAAACAAUAUUGCAGGGCAUUAUAAACGAGGAGCUGGUAUCGCCUUACACGUAGGGAUCGGCAAUUUUGGGGGAGUGGUCGCGUCAAAUAUCUAUCGCACUCAGGAUGCUCCCAAAUACGUGUUGGGUCAUGCCAUCGAGCUCAUGUUUGUUGGCAUCGGUCUGGUCGUCGUACCAGUCAUCAUGCUGGCGUACAUGAAGAUCAAUCAGCGCAGGGCACGCUCCAUUACGAACGUCGCCAACUACUCCCCGGAACAACUUCGGGCGCUCGGGGACCGAGCUCCAAGCUUCCGUUACACGUUGUAACCGCGUAUCCGGAAACCUUGGGAUAGGAGUUUUCCUAUGUGGUGUAACACCAGAAUUCGUCCUCUGUGUCGUCCAGGUUCUCCUGACCAUCCGGCCACCUCCACAUGCACAAUGAUGUUAUCUUCGCUUAUCAUGAGACACUGUACCAAAUCGGGGUCGAAUGGGAGGUUCUUGCUGUCCAACAAGAGGUCACGCUUCGAGUACGGCAAAGACGUGGUGAUGGGGCCCGCGAAAGGUCCCAACGUAUCGUCGGUCUCUGGUCGCGAGACGAACUGUUCUCCGACAACGUGCACGCCAUGGCGGUUCAUCUCCUGGCGCAAAGCCUUACCGAGCGGGUUGAAAUCAUAAACUGUGUAUGAAUGGUCGUGGUCAUGCGCCACCAGCCUGUAUCCGAAGACCAUCCAGCGGUGAUCAUCGUAAUCCAGGCCCGGCUCUGCUACCAUUCGAGUCAGCUGUGGCCCCCAUUCAUUCCACCUCCGGCGCGUAAACUGGCCGUCGUGAGCCUUCGCGGCGAGGCGAACGAGAUCCUCUUGGUGCGCAACAAAUACACUUUGCCAGUGAUCAUCUUCCCGGUCAGUAGCUGUGAUCACGAUCGCGACGAUGCCUUUCCCGCACGGUGUGUAAAACGGCGUCGGAGGAUGAGCGCCCGGUCGUAUGGGACCAGCGUUGCUGGUGAUCACAACCGAAUCAAAGCGAUAUGAUCCGGUCGACUCCGGGGUAGGAAAGUCGAGGCGGAGGCCGUGCAAGAGUUGGGUGUGCGGGCUAUUGGGCGCACUGGGCCCAUCAACCAGGCUCCUGAUCUCG
Molecule: messenger RNA, 2407 nt
Organism: Punctularia strigosozonata HHB-11173 SS5
Lineage: Eukaryota; Fungi; Basidiomycota; Agaricomycetes; Corticiales; Punctulariaceae
Product: MFS general substrate transporter
Exons: 27
Coding region: 29-1603 (524 amino acids)
Biological process (GO): transmembrane transport
Cellular component (GO): membrane
Molecular function (GO): transmembrane transporter activity
Source: RefSeq, a predicted model, not a curated record